AUGACAGAAAUACCCGAGCCCAUCAGACGGAGCUCCGUGCUUGUGCCCACAAAACUGCUGCCUGCAAAGCCGUCCUCGAUCCCGGUGUCUGUCCAUUCGCCAAUCGAGUCCGAUGUAGUGAACAACGACGAGAAAUUGCAGCGCGGGCUACUAGGGAAAGUGGCUGGCAUUCUACAGAAGUCGCUCGGCGUGCUGUCACACUCACAUGACCUGGUUCUGUGUUCCGCCGAUGUAAGCUCGUGUGAGCGUCUCCAGUCUGCCGAUCUGCAGCUACAGAAUGGUGCCACUUCCAGUGUCCCCUAUUUGUCGGUGCCCAUGUCUGAAAAACCCAGCACCUCCAGCACAAUAGUGUUUUCGCCCCGCCAACACCUCUACUCGCCAACACAGACCCCGAGACUGCGCGUGAAAGAGACGAAACACGUGUCGCUUGAGUACGACCCGAAAACCCGCCGCAAGGUCCUCAAUACGUACGAAAUCAUCCGCGAGAUCGGCCGUGGUGAGCAUGGAAAAGUGAAGCUCGCGCGCGAUUUGGUUCACGAUGAAUUGGUGGCGAUUAAAAUCGUCAGCAGAAAGCUGAAGCACGACCGUAGACUCAGAAUGCGCCGUCCCUCCAACGCGCCGGCCAACUACCGCUCCAAGAGCGACUACGAGAUGAAAAUCCGCCGUGAAAUCGCCAUCAUGAAGCGCUGCGACCACAAGUAUAUCGUCAAGCUCAAAGAGGUGCUAGAUGACCUCAGUCUGUUCAAGAUUUACUUGGUGUUAGAGCACAUGGACCGUGGUGAAAUUAAAUGGAAGCGGAAGAAUCCAAUCGAUGCCCCAAGACCAUUGUCAAAAAGUAGCAAUGGCUGUGGAGAUGAAAGCGACAGAAUCCCGUGUCGAGUAAGCAGCAAGCGCUCCAGCAUAGUGGGAAUGGGCUCAGCCACAGAGGACAAUGAUCUUCUAUCGAACGAGUUCUCGCCAAAUCUUACUUUCCGCCAAUCGCGCCGUAUUUUCCGCGAUGUGCUCUUGGGUUUGGAAUAUUUGCAUUUGCAAGGCAUAGUCCAUCGAGAUAUAAAGCCUGCCAAUCUUUUGGUCAGCUCUGAGUACAUAGUCAAGAUCUCCGAUUUUGGUGUGUCUUUUGCAUCUUCUUUGGGAUCCUCUGAUGAUGGAGAGUACUUCAACGACAUGGAGUUAGCAAAAACAGUUGGAACACCAGCAUUUUUCGCUCCUGAACUUUGUCAGACAUCGUCAUCUCUGGUCCCUCUGAGCGCUAACUUGGCCGAAAAUCAAAGAACAAGUCAGUCUUCUGACAAUGCUUGCCCUCUCGCAAAAUCCCUGUCUGCGCUGUCCACAAUACCCAAGGUUGACCAUAAAAUAGAUAUCUGGGCCUUUGGUGUCACUCUAUACUGUCUUUUGUUUGGCCGGGUGCCCUUCAAUGCCGACAACGAGUUUGCUCUAUUUGAUGUGAUUGUGAACCAGCCUCUCCAAUUCCCAGAAUCAAUUGAAGAAUUCCAUUCUCCUCAAGUGGUUACUGAAGAGGAAUUCGAAUUAGCGAAAGACCUUCUAUCCAAAAUGUUAGAGAAAAACAGGGCCUCCAGAAUUGACAUUGCCGAUAUCAAGCAGCACCCUUUUGUACUCAUGGACCUCGAGAAUGAUUUGGACAAAUUACACGAAUUGUUCUUCUUAAACGACGAGUACAUUGAUGAAACUAGUUAUCCUAAUGGUGCCUUUGGAGCACAAGAACCCACGUCAGAGGAACUAAAUAGCUCUGUUGUUGGUAUAGGGCGGAGAAUCAAAAGUGACCUUCUUCGAGUCCUCACAAACUCUGAUACCGACAUAGGCAAGAGGCUUGCCUUUCGACUAGAUCAUAGUUCGAGUAUCGCGUCAUCUAGCGCUGGGUCUUCCCGCAUUGGGAUGCAACACGACGAUGAAUCUGAACGCAGCCACACUAUUUUGCUUCUGGAAGCAAUGUCAUGUCUGCAGAGUCGCGAUACUAAUAACGGAUCACCAUUGUCAACUCGUUCCCCCGGAUCGCCUAAAGCUUUGCCUUACACACCACAGUCUGGAACUGGUUUGGGGCCUUCUUCGAGAUUACCUCAAAAUCCGAUCUUGACGAAUUUUGGUUCCAUUGCACCAGCCUACCUGGAUUCACCACUGUCCAACGUUUCGCCACUUAUGUCGCAACCAAGUCUAGCAACAUCAGGAGUAAUGCUGCCCCAAUUUGUCGGCCUGCUGCAGUUUGUGAAUCUGCCACUUCAUCUGCUGCUGCAAGUCUCGGGCACGCCGUUGUCUGGAUCAACGGUGCAGCUGCUGAGUACUUCUGUUCAACACCAUAGACACCAGCUGGUGGUUCUCUCAAACCUUUUCUUGCACGAUGUAAUGGAGGGCGAGGCAACCAUCAGACGUGACAGUAUCGGUGGCUCGACAGAAGCUCCUCAGAUUGAGACAAAGCGUAAUGUUGGAGGUGAUUUAUAUCUUAAGAACCAAUCCGCCUUGGAGACAUUUAAGGACAUUCAAAAAAGUGACCAGCGCCGCAGAGGCUCGAGUAUUUUCCUGUCUCUUAGUAGAUCCUCAAGCAUAUCCACUGGUCGCAAGAACUCGCGCGUGUUGGAAGACCUGUUGGCAUCUACUCAUAACACGCCUCAAUCACUACCUCGACCAAUUCCUGCCCUUCUUGCUGAGCCUGAGACUGAAUCUUUGGCAAACAGCAAGAUCAAAAUUGGCCCAAUUAGUAUCGAACGCAAUCGCAGACCAUCUUCAGUUAUAUCGCUUCCACUUACAGAGAGCUUCGCAUCUUUAGACAGUGACAACGAUGAUUACCUUAGCAAAAAGUAUCACGAAUUCCGCAAACAAAGACGAGCAAAGAAAAACACCGAGCCAUCCGUCAUGUCGGACAGUGCCAUUGCUCAAAACAAUGACGCUCUCCUUGAUUCCAUUGACAAUAAGUUCAAGAACUUUGAUCUCAUGUCACUGAUGACUAAGAAAAAAGAGAACAACACCGCUGCAACCGGCGAGGAACAUGACACUGACAGUCAUGACAAAGGACCCAAAUCUGGAGAGCGCAAACGCGGCAUUUUUCCAGCUUUAUCUCCAUCUCUACUGUCAUCAGAAGAGCUGGACUCAUCGGCAUCUUCUUCAACGUCAGGAAAUAGCAGCGAGAGCGACGGGGAGGCUGGAAACUUGACGCUCAAGUUUUCUUCGAAACUUGGACCAGGAACCAGGCCUCCCUUCCUUCUGUUAAGCAAUCGAGCUAUAUCGCAUGACUCGAGACUUCCAGAUUUGGGUAAUUCAGUGAUUUCACCUUCAAGCCACUUGCAAUAUGAAGUGCCUUUUGUUUUUAAUAGUGCAUCCGUCGAAUUCGAAGAUGUUCCAGAAAGCCUCAUGGGCAAAGCGCUGGAAGGAGUACUGGCCGCACUCACCCCGACUGCAAGUCCUCCCUCUGCUACCACACAAGGAAGAAUGAAUUAUCCUCCUAUAAGCUCUCCUUCUUCGCCUACUUGUGGAGGUACUUCGCCUCGGUCUCCAAUAAAGGAGGAAGAUCCUCGGUUCCGUAAUGCCAAGAAGCAAGCGGUUCAGAGUUCGCCCUUGCGUUGGGAAAUCGGCCGCUCGGAAGAAGCAGCCCCCGUUGAGGUUCCAGAGCGAUUAUCAAAACAAGGAAGUAGGGACUCGUCUAGUGGACGUUUACAAGCUACGCCAGGUUAUUUCAACAACCACUACAAAAAAGAGCGAACAACUGCACCCUUUCCCUUCUCAAAACAUUUACAAGAUGAACUUUGCGAUGGAGAGCGGCCGCAGGAUAAGGAACGCCCUGCCUAUUUGCGAUCCAAUUCUGUAACUGUGGCCAUUCUUCAGAAUGAACGAUCUGAGAAGUAA
Molecule: messenger RNA, 3852 nt
Organism: Australozyma saopauloensis
Lineage: Eukaryota; Fungi; Ascomycota; Pichiomycetes; Serinales; Metschnikowiaceae
Product: serine/threonine protein kinase
Exons: 1
Coding region: 1-3852 (1283 amino acids)
Biological process (GO): signal transduction; protein phosphorylation
Molecular function (GO): protein serine/threonine kinase activity; ATP binding
Source: RefSeq, a predicted model, not a curated record